Messenger RNA from Homarus americanus (American lobster), 624 nucleotides. RefSeq names its product cilia- and flagella-associated protein 251-like. The transcript is spliced from 5 exons. The record is from RefSeq and is a predicted model, not a curated record. Bases 1 to 624 code for a protein of 207 amino acids. NCBI's taxonomy places the organism in Eukaryota, Metazoa, Arthropoda, Malacostraca, Decapoda, Nephropidae.
AUGGCGAGAGCAGAAGAGAACAGAGAAGAGAACAGAAGAGAACAGAGAACAGAAGAGAACAGAAUAGAACAGAAUAGAACAGAGAAUAGAAGAGAACAGAGAAUAGAAGAGAACAGAGAACAGAAAAGAACAGAGAACAGAGAAAAGAAUAGAACAGAAGAGAACAGAGAAAAGAAAAGAACAGAGAACAGACGAGAACAUAAAACAGAAGAGAACAGAGAACAGAACAGCAGAGAACAGAAGAGAACCAAAAUGCAAGGAUCAGACGACAAGGAGGAGGUUAGUGGCCCACAGGGUCACACUAUAGACGACAAGGAGAAGGUUGGUGGCCCCUACAACCAGGGUCACACUAUAGACGACAAGGAGGAGGUUAGUGGCCCCUACAACCAGGUCACAGGGUCACACUAUAGACGACAAGACGUGGCAAGAACAAUGUCUCACGGUCUUCUGGAUGACCUGAUACUGACUGACUUUGCAGAAUUAAGAAAUCUUGCCCCGUGUCUUGAAACAAGAGCAUUGUUGACACCUGAAACCCACCCAUCAGCCACUCAAUGUGUCAAGCCAUCAGGCGAAAUAUGUGAGACAAACUUUAACUUCAUCAAACAAAAAUAUAAAGAGAAUUAG